AAAAACCUUUACACUGAUACACUGAAAUUACCUCGUACAUCUUUUCCACUUCGUCAAUCUGAUCCUAUAUCGGACGAAGUUCAAUUACGUGAAAGAACCACAAAAAGACUUUGGGAUUGGCAGAAGAAACAGUCUGAUCGACCAGUUUGGACACUUCACGAUGGACCUCCUUAUGCGAAUGGACCACUUCACAUGGGUCAUACUCUGAACAAAAUCCUCAAAGAUAUUAUUAAUCGAGUCAAACUUCUAGAUGGCUACCGAAUCAAUUAUGUACCUGGCUUUGAUUGUCAUGGUCUACCACUGGAGCUCAAAGCCGUCGAAGCCUUACGAGAAUCAUCUGAACUCAAUCAAUCAGAUCCAAUAGUCAUCAGGUCCUUAGCAAGACAAGCAGCUGAUACUGGCGUACAGUUACAAACGAAGGAAUUCGAAAGAUUGUCAAUUUUGACUGAUUGGUCAAAGGCUUGGCGGACUAUGGAUCCAAAAUAUGAAAUUCAGCAAAUUCGCUUAUUCGCCAAGAUGCUUGAGAAUGAUUACAUUUAUCGCUCCAGCAAACCUGUUUAUUUUUCACCUUCCUCUGGCACUGCUCUUGCUGAGGCAGAGAUCGAGUACAAUGAAGAUCAUCGCAGUCUGUCUGUUUACACUACCUUUGAUGUAGUUCGACCUUCGAAACGAUUAGCUGAACUUUUGAAAGAUCAUGAAUUAAAAUCAGUCAAAUUAGUUGUCUGGACUACAACACCUUGGACACUAGUUGCGAAUCAAGCAGUCGCACUCAGUUCGCAUGAUCAGUACUCUAUAGUCAAAGAUACCCGUAGCUCAUCAAGUAACGAGUUAUUGAUAUUUGCUACUAGCCGUCUUCCGGUGUUGCAAGAGAUAUUAGGAGGCGUAGAAAGUCCACUCGAAGUCGUGGGCGAGCUUACAGGUGGAGAGUUGAGCUCGACAAGUUAUACUCAUGAUUUCACGAAUUGCGAACUUCCGACCUUUGUGGCUAAGCAUGUCACCAUGAAGAGUGGAUCAGGACUGGUUCACACAGCUCCAUCACAUGGACAAGACGAUUUUCACGCUUAUAAUUCAUUUAUGACUGACCAUCUGUCAUUGAGAUACAUUGAUGUGGUGGAUGAUCUGGGUCGAUUCAAGAUUGAUGGCGAGACGACAGAGUGGAUGGAUCAGUUGAAAGGAAAAGAGGUUCUCUAUGACGGGAAUCGACAUGUCAUCACCAUGCUUCGUCAGCAAAACCGGCUUCUUGGCGAAGUGAUCAAGAUUCGGCACAAAUACCCCUAUGAUUGGCGCACCAAAAAGCCAGUGAUCACCAAAAUUACCCCUCAGUGGUUCAUCUCAUUGGAGAAGAUCCGUCCCUUAGCGCUUGCAUCCCUCUCUAAAGUCCGAUUCCAUCCAGAGCGGGCUCGAACUCGGCUUGAAUCUUUCCUCCACUCACGGUCGGAAUGGUGUAUCUCGCGUCAGAGACCAUGGGGUGUACCGAUUCCUGUUCUCUACGACGUGGCGACGAAUUUGCCUCUGUUAACUGCCGAGUCAAUCUUACAUAUCGCUCACGUCUUAGAGGUGAAAGGCACAGACCAUUGGUGGCAAGGUCCGGUGCAAGAUUUCAUCCCACCUGGAGUAGAGGGAAGCUUCAAAAAAUCUACCGAUACGAUGGACGUUUGGCUUGAUAGUGGAAUGUCUUGGUUAACUUUGAAAGAUCAAAAAGCUAAUUUAGUAUUGGAGGGCUCGGAUCAGCAUCGAGGCUGGUUCCAAUCACUACUUUGGACCUCAAUUGCCUGUCAUUCAUCAGAAUCUGUUUAUCAAUCCGUGGUAACUCACGGUUUCAUUCUUGAUAAAAACGGUCGUAAGAUGAGCAAAUCGUUGGGUAAUGUGAUCAGUCCUAUGGAUGUUCUUGAUGGCAAUAUGGUUCAGUACUUCAAAUCCUCACUAUCAAAUCCUUGCUACGAUCGAUCAGCUGACUCCAAAUUGUCUUCUUUGUCUGUCUGGGAACCUGCGAUUGAACACGGGACUCAUCAGUUGGUGAAAAGGCCGAGGUUUGGGAUCGACGUGCUUCGAUGGUGGGCUAGUUCUGUCGACUUCACAAAGGAUGUCUCCAUCACCUUUGACCAGCUCGGUUACAUAUCAGAGACCUGUCGAAAGUUACGAUCAACGGCGCGGUUCUUGCUAGGGAACACAUUCCCAGAUGGUACCAUAUACUUCGCCACUCACAUUCAGAUCGAGAGGUAUACAUUGCACGCUGUAUAUGAAUUCUACCAUGCCAUCAUUUCAGCUUACAACGUGAUGUCAUUCAAUCAAGUCGUCCAGUUGAUCACCGAAUUCCGAGGAAAUACGCUCUCGGCAUUCUAUUUUGAAGUAAGCAAAGAUACGCUGUACAAUGAUGCAGAUAAGAGUGUGGAUAGGCAGAACGUCGUGUAUGUAAUGAGUCAAAUCCUAAAUGUCUAUCGUUUUGCUUUGGCUCCAAUCUUGCCCCAUCUCGCUGAAGAGAUAUCAUUGCACAUGAAGACUAACAAUGAGGAAUCUGUCGAAGGCUUCAGUAUCUUUUGCGAGCAGUGGCCUCCGGAAAGCUGGCAAAAUCCUCUCGUACAGGAGCAAAUGACGAGACUGUUAACUCUGCGAACUGCACUACAAUCUGAGCUAGAAUUGCUUCGGAAGGAGAAGAAAAUCACGGUUGCGUCUGAAGUCGAGGCCGUGUUCGAUUUGUCCAGUUGUGAAGCUUCUAAAACUCCAGUUAUGUCUGACCUCAUAGAACAUACCGAUCUACUCCCUCGUCUGUUUGGGUUGUCAGACGUAUCAAUAUGCAAAAGUUUCAACGCGGCUGAAACGGUCGUCAAUCUAGCAUCUCCAGCAUGGAGACAUGAGGUCACAUCAACUUCAAAUUCUGUCCGGAUGGUUUUGCUUCCGGCUUGGAGAUCAAAAUGUUCGAGAUGUUGGAAUUAUGUGGCAGAAAAUGAGGAUGAGUUGUGUAUAAGAUGUAUAGAGGUGUUAUCAUCCACAAUACCAGUAUCUGAUGUUCAUGCAAGUUGA
This is a messenger RNA of Melampsora larici-populina 98AG31, 3021 nucleotides long. RefSeq lists its product as uncharacterized. Gene Ontology annotation, molecular function: isoleucine-tRNA ligase activity; tRNA binding; ATP binding. The annotation marks the transcript as partial. The record is from RefSeq and is a predicted model, not a curated record. NCBI's taxonomy places the organism in Eukaryota, Fungi, Basidiomycota, Pucciniomycetes, Pucciniales, Melampsoraceae. Gene Ontology annotation, biological process: isoleucyl-tRNA aminoacylation. The transcript has 15 exons. Gene Ontology annotation, cellular component: cytosol.